Molecule: messenger RNA, 4676 nt
Organism: Myzus persicae (green peach aphid)
Lineage: Eukaryota; Metazoa; Arthropoda; Insecta; Hemiptera; Aphididae
Gene: Neurochondrin
Product: neurochondrin homolog
Exons: 2
Coding region: 774-3002 (742 amino acids)
Biological process (GO): neuron projection development; regulation of neuronal synaptic plasticity
Cellular component (GO): dendrite
Source: RefSeq, a predicted model, not a curated record
GGGCGACGCUCGAGAUAACAGCCGGGCGGUGAUAACAAGCUGAUAAGUGAUAACAGCGGUGUUAUCAGCGUUUGUGUUGUUGACAAGACGUGAAAGCGCACGUGCCAUAAGCCGGUCGUGCAUCAUAACAAUAUCAUAUAGGUACCUCCUAAAUGAUGUCGCGGACCAGACGUAUUUCGAAAAAAUAAUAAAUAUAAUAUAUUCGGUCGGUUUCGGUUGCAAGUCGCAACACGCAAGACCGACCAUCAACGCCGUUGGCCGGAGCUCAAGUCUACACUCACGGUUACGUAUAAUGAUGACGAUAAUAAUAACGACGCUCACACGUGCCGGGCGUCUCCGUCGUUCUCUCGCGAUUCACAAGUGUUCGACGCCCUUCGUUUGGCCACCAGCCAUCUCGCCGUGAGAUCCGUAGCACAUUUUUUUUUUUUUAUUAUCGUUUAAUUUUUUUUUAUUUUUUAACCGCCCCCCGAUUGGAUCCUAGAGGAACAGCCGCCGCCGUCUCAUAUUAUUAUUAGCCGUUAUGUAAUAUUCUUCGAAAACUGGCACGGGUCCCGGCAUAGCUGCUGCUGUCGAGCGGUGGUAAACAUCCGAAGAGCUAAAUAUAGAAGCCGACUGAAGAGAGCCGCACAGACCCUUUCGCCGCUUCGGAAAUUCAAUACAAUUGUUGCCGUCUCCCGUGCGUGUGCGUCCGGCCGUGCUUUAGAGUACCUUCGAUUUGAAUACAUACUUUUGUAUACAUUUUAUCGUCUGUUUGUCUUUUUUCGCAUCGAAAGAUGAGCGACGAAGUGCUGGACUCGGUUAAGAAAUGCGUUGGCGUCAUUAAAGGUGCGAAAACGGACACUGAAAAAUUCGCCGCGCUGUUUAUGGUCACCAAAACCGUGAAGGCCGAGAAAUGCAACCCUCGCUCCAAACUUGCCCUGUUCGAAGCCAUCGAGUUCAAAUUCAUCAAACGUUUGUUGCUCAGCGACGAAGUGCCAGCUGGCUGUCCACCAUUCGUUUACAAGUCAGUGGCGAUGAGCAUACUCACGGCGCUGUGCAGUGUCCAAGAGGUUGCCACUCAUAAAGAAAUAUUACAAAAUGUUGAUGUGUUCCUAGAUAUUGUACUCAGCGAAGGUGAUGAAGACGAAGAUGAAGCGGACGAGGAUAAUCUCAUGCUAGUUAAUGAAGCUUACAAGUGUUUGAAUUUUAUUGUAACUUUUGAACAGGGCUUAAAAGCACUAUUUGAUGUUGACACAGUAGGAAAAAUGUGUAAAGUGUAUUCUCAAAAAAGUUUUCAGACAGAUGAAGCAUUGUCAUUGCUUGUUACCAUCGUUGAGAAAUUUGGUCCACCUUCCUGGGAAAAUAAUGUCCAAAACUUUAACACACUGAUGAACAUCUUAGCAGUAGAUUUUGAAACUGACCACAGUGAACGAAAAUUUAAAUUAUGUUCAAUACUUUCACCUUUAUUAGGCAAUUGCCCAGUAGAAAUUGUACAAAACACUUGUGAUAAUGAAAUAUGGCCGACAAAAUUAUUCUUAGGACUGCGAGACAUAUUGACUAGUAAGCUUGUUAAAGCACAACGAGAUCCAGCAAUCAAGUUAGCAUCGCAAAUGCUUACCACAUUUGGUGCUGAAUGGUCACUACAAGAUGAAGCAAAACCAAAAGUAUUUUUCUUGAUGUUAAUACAUUUGGCUUCAAUUGAAAUACGUAUGCAAUUAGAAAAUACAAAAUUUGAACAGGUGUUGGCUGCAGAAAAUUUACUUGGUUCAUGUUUCACAAUUCUAGAAAUAUCAAUUGCGUUUCUAUCAGCUGACACUUUAGAUUUAGAACAAAAAGAAAAACAGCAAACAUAUACAGCACUAAAAGGAGCUUUUACUGCUGUAUUAAACCUUCUAAAAACGUUAUCUGUAUCUAAAAAACCCUUAGAAAACAAAGAGAAAUGUUUUGUAUGUUUGAUGCUCAUGUCACUUUCUGCAUGGUUAACUCUAGAAACAUCUGCAAUGAAACCUGCCGUGAACAAUAUUUUGCCAUUUGCAUUACAGAUUGCCAAUGAAUCAUUCUUUGCGUACCGCGCACGUUACAUAUCAGAACAUAUAAAAUCUGAAGAUAAGCCAGUAACAUAUGAUCCUUUGAGUUCCGUGGAUGUGUUGAGAGCAUUUUUACCAGCUCUAUGUCAUAUAACAGUGGAUGACAGUGGUCGUGCUGUAUUAUUAAAAAUUAAACAAGAAGAGGUAUUGCAAGAAUGUUUGGCAUUUCAUUGGUCAAUUGCACAUUAUAAAAAACCAUUGAUACCAAAAUCUGAAAGAAGUAAACCCAGAGGGCCAGAACCUGAAAUUCCAGCCGAACGUCUGAAACAAAUGGCUGACUCAAGAGGAGCAAUUAUUAGUAUAUGCAAUACAUUCAUGAAUAUCUGUGUAUUAGAAGUUGAUUAUGUGAAAAAUAGUCCAUUGUUUUUUACUCUCAUGAAAUUUGUGUUUGAUAAUCUACCUGAAUUAAAAAACAAUCAUGAUAACCUUGUUGUGUAUGGCAACAUGGCUGUUCUGGGUUUGUUGCUACUGAAAUUGAAGACUGCUUACAUUAAGAAAAAUGACUUCUCUAUUUGCCGUUACAUACAAGCAACUAUUCGAUUUCUUUGGGAUGCGUAUACCGUUGAUGAGAAUAGCAAUAAUUCACGAUUUGUAUUAGGUCAGUUGGUUGUGACUAUGACUUAUAAAGAAGCAUGGAUCGAGUUGCAAGAGUUAUGGUUUUUGGGUAUGCAAAAUCUUAGUGGCAUCUUAACCCUUGUUCCAUGGAUAUCGGAAUUUGCAAUCGAAAGUGGUUGGGCAGAAGGCAUUAUAGACAUGUUGGUGAAAAUUAAGCCAGGUUCACUUCCAACCAAUGUAAAAUAUGCUUAUGAAGAUUUACUGUGUCGCCUUAUUGAUGCUAACAGUGAUUUGGUAGCUACGCUCAAGAAAAAAGAUGCUAUUACAGCUUGCCGGGGUCAUAAAUUUAUGGAAUUGGGUAAAAAAUUAUUUGGAGAAUAAUUAUAUUAUAAAACCAUUUGUAUUUUAUUUUCUAUAGCAUUUAUACUUAAUAUAAACAUUUUCAUUUUAUUGUAUACAAAAAAAAACAAUUAUAUAUUGUAGUAUUUGAAUCAGAAAGCAUAUUAAAUUAAGGACUAAUAUUAUAGAUAAGGGACAAAUAUUUAAAAAUAUAUUUUUAAAUUUAUGAAAUUAUAAAAUAGUAAUUAUUUUUUAUUUGUGUGUCUAUUAAAUUAAUUUCAUAUAUUAUAUGACCUAAAUAUUGCUUCAAACAGAAUAAUCUUAAAUCAAUUAUUAUUCCAGGUUAUAAAAUAGUUGUUCUUGAUGAAAAUGUUUAGUAUAAUAUAAUAAUAUUUAGUUUAUAAUAUUAUUUUUUUGGUUAAAACGUUUGUAAUAACUAAUGACUGAUAUUCUGUUUUUGUUACUUCAUUUAAUUGGGUACAAUUAUGUAAAGCCAAAUUGUAUUUCUAUGUUAGUUCAUACUGUAUCAUCAUAUUGAUAAUGCUGUAAGUACAGACAACUGUAUUUUUUUUUUUAUUAAAUCUAGUCAUUUAUAGUAUUCUUGCCAAUUUUCAAUUAAACCCAUACACAAUAAUAUAAUAUGUUGUUUAUUUUUCAUUUAAUCAGUACAAUAUUGUCAAUAUUAUUAUCCAAUUAUUAUAAAUAUAUAACUAUUAAUAAGGAAUAUAGAUUCAUGAGUAACAUCCAUGACCUCUUGUACUUAUGACAUUAGCUUAUGAAGUAAAGUAAACAAAAUUCAAUGAUGGAUCAAUUUUAAUAUUUUAUAGGUAUAUCUAAUUGAAACCAAACAAUUGAAUAAUGGAUUGAGUAGUCAUUAAACUUAAUAAAUGUAGAAUUAUAAUUUUUAUUGCAUCAAAACGAUUGUUACACAGGUACAUAAUAGUAUUUUCAUAUAACAAAGUAAUAUAUCACCAAUUUUAUUCACAUUUGGUUUUUUAUCAUAUUUUCAUUCUUUUUUUUAUACAUUGAUACACUGUUUCUUAGCAACUUAUUUUGAUAAAUAUACAUUUAUUUUGAACUAUAUAUAUUAUGCUUAUUGCUUACUCGUGUUACAUAAACUAUUUUAUUUUUGUUAAUUAAAUACAACUCUUGACACACAAACAAUCUAAAUCAAGAUAUGUAUUGUAUAACAAUACAAUAUUAUUUCUUUUGAAUCGCUUAUCACUGUGCACAUAAUUUUGUUAAGUUAAGUAUAUACAUAUGAAAUAUACACAUCUCAAAUUCCCAAAAUUCACAAAUGAUUGGUCUAUCAAUUAUUUAUCAUUUAUUUUUUUUAAUUAGACUUUUUUUCCUACCUUUAUUAACUACAACAUUGUGGCACAGAUAAUAAUAUUAUACUCAUAUAUUGUAUUGUAUUUAUAGGUAUUAGGUAAAUAUUAUCUCGUUUAGAUGCGGGAGUCUAGUGAUAAUUUAAAUAUUAUACUUUUAAUGUACAGGUAUGUAUUUUUUUUUUAAUAUAGGUAUUUUGAAAAAUGAGUGAAAUUCAAAAUGUAUUAGGUUUUUGGAAUGUUUAGUAGUUUCAUAAUGUGUUAUUUUUCUUUUAUGCUUAUAUCAUCUUACAUUUCCUUGUAAAAACUUCUUACUAUACUCCACCCCCACAUAUACUCCAACAAUUUUAAGAUAAGCGUUGUUUAGAGAUUUUAUCUACUUGGUAAG